This is a messenger RNA of Paramormyrops kingsleyae, 2694 nucleotides long. The record is from RefSeq and is a predicted model, not a curated record. NCBI's taxonomy places the organism in Eukaryota, Metazoa, Chordata, Actinopteri, Osteoglossiformes, Mormyridae.
CUGCUAUAAAAAGUUUGAAACAUGUUUAAGUGUAUUUUAUCCAUUUUCUUACUUUAAAGAAAAAUGCAAGUUAACAUAUUUUUGUUAAACUGAAGUUUCUUGUACAUACAAAUUAUUCAAAAGAAUCUGAGUGAUCUCUUAUUUGCUUCGAGUGUCCUGUGAUCAGAGGCACAGUAGGGGUAUGGAUACCCUGGCAAAUUCAUGGGGGGAGGCAAAUUACAGGGGCCCUUGAACACUUAACAUUCUGCGUAAAAUUGGGCAGUUGGGCCCAAGGUAAAAAUUUGUCAGGAGACCUAAAAUUUUUGACUAUGAUGCAGAGCAUAGAGGUUUGCUGUGGGCUGCAUUUACCAACACGGACAUAUUCACACAUUAACAGAAGAAUCGUAGACUCACCGAAAACAUUAAAUAUUUAAGGUAUUUGGAUAUUGUGAUGAAAUAAAAGUGUCUUGCAGAAACUCUGUGAACAUUGGGAGAAUGAGCAAACUUCACACACACUGAAAUUCUUGUUAAAUUGUAAGUAAUUAUCAUGAAAAUAAUUACUAAUAGUAUGACUGAGUUAGCCUAUUUUCUAUAGGCAACAAAACACCCACUUUCUGUUUAAUGUGAAAUUUACAUGCUUGUAUACAUGUUUCCCUGUGGCUCUUAAAAUUGCAUAGACAUCCAGCAUUUCUUUUCUACAUAUCUGUGCCCCGACCCCAUGUACAGACGUCACAAAAAUGCUCCCUGGAGCACUGAAGCGCGCUGAUCGCUAAGCCGUGACUCUCACAUGAUGCUGUGACUUUAGCUCUAGGCCCGGGUCUGGGUGCUGUUCCCGGACCUCACGGGACACGGCGUCUCUCACUCGCUCGUUUCUCUCUCACACGGUGCUGGGUUUGGCGCUUGCGAGCACGGCUUUGCCCUGAUAGCUGGAGAACAUGAGACUGUUUUUGAAGUUUCCUUUUCCCUGGGUGAGGAGGGACAGCACACAGGACAAUGAGACGAGGCCACUCUUACCCAAGGGUGACCGGGAUCUGGGGACAGCAGCCGUCUCUGAAAGUGAAGAUUCCCAGAAGGCUCUGGAUGGGAAGCCCUCCCCCGCAGACAAGGGAGGUCGAAGCAGUGGGUUCUCAGAGAUACGGAAGGGGCUGCCAUCGCAGACGACCUUUAGCUUGAGCGCCUUUGUGCUGAAGUACCUCCUCUUCCUUAGCAACCUGGUCUUCUGCGUCCUGGGCCUGGUCACCUUGGCCCUGGGCAUGUGGGGGCUGGUAGACAAGGAGUCAUUUGCCCAGGAGAGGAUUGGCCACAUCGGCACGGAUCCCAUGCUGCUGUUUGUGUGCCUGGGCCUGGCAUUGUUCCUGCUGUGCCUGUCCGGCUGCUUGGGCUCCCUGCGGGAAAACGUCUGCCUGCUGCGGGCUUUCAGUGCCGGGCUGCUGGCAAUGCUGAGCUCACAGGUUCUGGCCGCUAUCGUGGCCUACAGCCUUCAGGGCCAGAUCGAGGGCUCCCUGCGCGCCGGCAUGCUCACGGCCAUGGCUCGCUACCAAGAUGACCUGGACCUGCGCUUCAUCGUGGAUGAAAUCCAGACGGGUUUGCAGUGCUGCGGAGCUGACAGCUACCAGGACUGGGAGGUCAACAUUUACUAUAACUGCUCGGCCCCGGGCGCGCAGGCCUGUGGGGUGCCCGCCUCCUGCUGUGUGGACCCCCUUGAGAACGGCACGGUGGGGAACUCGCAGUGCGGGUUCGGGGCACGCCACCUGGAUGAGUUCUCCGUCCACAGUGUGGUCUUCCUGGGCGGCUGCCUCGGGGCCGUGGCCCGCUGGGUGGAGAGGCACUCGGGGGCCAUGUGGACGGUGGCGAUCAUUAGCCUGGGCAUCCAGGUGCUGGUCCUGUUCGCUUCAGGCCGUCUGCUGGAGGACAUACGGAGGAAUAAGGUGGCCUGGCAGAGAGGAUCUGCAUGAGCUCCCAGCCUUGGAGAUGCACUGGAGGGGCCCUCAUAUCCCUCAGAGGCAUCCUGCCAAAGUGGGGAGGACUGGGAGGAGCCAUCUUCUCUUUUCCCAUGAACCAGCACCUUGACGGCUGUCCUGGAAGCUCUGCAGAACUUGAGGCACAUUAUGCUGAACAAGGUAGUUUGUGGUCCAGCGUAUGUUAGCCCUGUUGGUAGCUGUCUGCCCUUAUAUCUAAUAAAAAAAGGUCUGCUGUGCUCUCACCUGCCGAAUAGCAGCUUCCCUCUCAUGGUAUGAACUCGCCUCUAGGUUGCAGGGCGAUCCCUGAUUGGAUCCUGCCAUCCAAUGGUACCCGUUGCUAAGCAAGAAAAUUGUUAACAUUCAUCUCCAAACUCACACAUUCUUAAUCACUCCUAGAAAGGAUUCAUACUCUUUUCAUUGAACAGUAUGCACUUUAAGUGAAGGUUUCUCCAUAAUUUUGUAGUUUAAGAUUGUAGAAAUAUUUAAAGCUGUAUUUAAGAUUGUAAAAACUGAACUGGGUUACGUGUAAGGAAAUAUUUUGGACUAGCACUGGCCUUGGGCUUAAUGAUUACCUCCUUCCUUGUUGUCAUGGUGACAUGUUUUUAUUGGGUUGUAUGAGGUUAUUGUGCCACCCCCCCCCUAAUGCCAUGGGCAUGUCACCACUCUGACAGACUGGCUGAGUCAUCAGACCUCUGCCAAAAUGUACGACCUUCAUAUUAGCCCUCCUGUUUAUAACUGAAUAUAUUGUGUUCAA